AUGGUGCAUUAUAAGUUGACCUAUUUCGAUAGACGCGGAUUGGCGGAAUCGACUCGGCAAAUGUUCUAUAUGGCCGGUGUCGAGUUUGACGACGUAAGAAUCCGUCUCGAUAGCGAAGAUUGGGUGAAGCUCAAGCCACAAACUCCUCAUGGACAUCUUCCGGUCCUUUCUGUUGAUGGCUUCGAAAUUCCGCAAUCGUCAGCGAUUGCGAGAUAUGUAGCCCGAAAAUUCGGAUUUGCCGGAAAAACGCCAGAGGAGGAGGCUUGGGUUGACGCUUUUGUUGAUCUAUUCAAAGACUUCAUGAUUGCCCUUCGAAAAAUUUCGAUUGUAUUAAGAGCUGGAAAACCAGCUGAGGAAAUUGAAAAAAUCCGUAGUGAGAUCUACAAGCCAGCUGAGGAGAUCUACUUCAAAUAUCUGAAUAAAUACCUUGCCCAGAGCAAGUCAGGAUUCCUUGUUGGAGAUAGUGUUACUUUUGCUGAUCUCACAAUCGCUGACAAUCUAUUGACUCUUCAAGUGAACAAAUUGAAUGACCUCAGCAAAGAGCCAGCAUUGCUCAAUUAUCAAAAGAAGAUUCACUCGCUUCCGAAAUUGAAGGAAUGGAUCGAGAAAAGACCUGUCACUGCAUUCUAA
Messenger RNA from Caenorhabditis bovis, 630 nucleotides. The record is from the annotation of a GenBank genome assembly. NCBI's taxonomy places the organism in Eukaryota, Metazoa, Nematoda, Chromadorea, Rhabditida, Rhabditidae.